Messenger RNA from Cheilinus undulatus (humphead wrasse), 9311 nucleotides. RefSeq names its product trichohyalin-like. Gene Ontology annotation, molecular function: signaling receptor binding. The record is from RefSeq and is a predicted model, not a curated record. Lineage: Eukaryota; Metazoa; Chordata; Actinopteri; Labriformes; Labridae. Gene Ontology annotation, cellular component: membrane; sarcoplasmic reticulum. The transcript has 33 exons. The coding region runs from base 376 to 4905 and encodes 1509 amino acids.
UCAGAGCGGGCAGAGGAGGGGGGUCCGGCUGCUCUAUCGUCAACCCUAGCCUCGACCAGGCAAAGGGCAAAGACACUUAAAUUUGGUCUCUGUCCGUCUCCCCAGCCUCAUCCACCACAGCGGAAGUCAGCUCUCUGGACCACCUCGCACACAUUCGGACCCAUAGAAAGAUUCUGGAUCAGAAAAGUUCAGAUUUUAGUGGAAAAAAAAGAGUAGUGUUACCACUGGUGGACUCAUAUCAGCACCAGCCAUUCAUGUGACGCGGCUGGAUUGGAAUUAAACGCUGGGAUUAAAUUGCACAGAGGAGUCUAUUAUAAUUUUUUCUUUUUAUGGGAACUUAACCAGCGAUAAGGAUUUAAGUUUGAUUUCCAAACAAUGACCGAAGCAGUUGAAGCUCGGUCGUCGACCACCACAAUGGUCAUUGAAGGUAAAAAUGGAGACGCUGGUUCACCGCCUAUGCGAGCAAAGAAAACUUUCUCAGAUAAUCUCCACUCCACCUUCAGCUCCCCUCUGGCCUGGAUCUUGGUUCUGGCUCUCAUUGUUACAUGGUCUUGUGUUUUUAUCAUCUUGUUUGAUCUGACGGACUACAAGACUAUUUCAGGUCGUGCUCCUCCUGUCAGGAAGGUUUUCAGGGACUCAGGUCGUAGAGGAGGCCUCACCAAGAUCGGCUCUGACCCCAUGAAGGUGGUGAACGACGCAGUGGAGGAAUCCUCAAACUUGAUAGGUUCAGUGUUUAAAUUUGCUGCUAACCUGAUCGCACCUGAAGAAGAUGAAGGAACUUUAUAUGCAGUAAGGAAAAAAGGAGAAUUUCUACCAUCCCGAAGUAAAGUCAUAGGGAUGCAAGCCAAGUCAAAACCACCAGCAAUCGAAGUUGUAGGGGAGGAAGAGGGGGAGGAGGUGGUGGCAGGAGAGGAGGAAGGAGAAGAAGGAGAUGAAGCGGAGGAAGCUGGUGAGGAGGAGGUAGAGGAAGGGGAGGCAGAAGAAGAGGAGGAGGAGGAAGAACUAGAGGAGUAUGAGGAGGAGGAGGAAGAGGAGGAGGAAGAGGAUGAGUUUGCAGAAGAGGAGUUUGCAGAGGAGUAUGAGAAAUACUAUGAGGAGGAGGAGGAAGAAGAAGAAGGGGAGGAGGGAGAAGGGGAGGAAGAAGAAGAGGAGGAGGAGGAGGAGGAGGAGGAAGAGGGAGCUGAAGCUGAAGAAGAAGAGGAGGAGGAAGCGGAAGGAGCUGAAGCUGAAGAAGGAGAGGAAGAAGAGGAAGAAGAGGAGGAAGAAGAAGAAGCUGAAGCUGAAGAAGGGGAGGAAGAAGAGGAGGAAGAGGGAGCUGAAGCUGUGGAGGAGGAAGAGGAGGAGGAGGAAGAGGAGGAGGAGGAAGGAGAGGAGGAGGAAGAGGGUGCUGCAGAAGAAGAGGAAGAGGAGGGGGAGGAGGAAGAGGGUGCUGAAGCAGCAGAAGAAGAAGAGGAGGAAGAGGAAGAGGGAGCUGAAGCUGUGGAGGAAGAGGAAGGAGAGGAGGAGGAAGAGGGAGCUGAAGCUGUGGAGGAAGAGGAAGGAGAGGAGGAGGAAGAGGGAGCUGAGGGUGUGGAGGAAGAGGAGGAGGAAGAGGGUGCUGAAGCUGUGGAGGAGGAGGAAGAAGAAGAAGAGGAAGAAGGAGCUGAAGCUGAGGAAGAGGAAGGGGAGGAAGAAGAGGGAGCUGAAGCUGAAGCAGAAGAGGAAGGGGAGGAAGAAGAGGGAGCUGAAUCUUUGGAAGAGGAGGAAGAGAAGGGAGCUGAAGCUGUGGAUGAGGCGGAGGAAAAGGAGGAUGCUGCCGAAGAGGAAGAGGAGGAGAAAGAGGAGGAAGCUGCAGAAGCUCUGAAGGAGGAGGAAGAGGAGAAGGAGGAAACACAAGCUGAGGAGGAAGAGGAAGAAGAGGGAGCCGGAGCAGCCGCUGAUGAAGAGGAGGAGGGAAAAGAGGAGGUAGCUGCACAUGUGGAGGAAGAAGAAGGAGAAGAGGAACCUGCUGCAGCUGAAGAAGAAGUAAAGGAGGAAGCAGCAGCAGAAGAAGAAACCGAAGAUGAUGAUGAAGAUCAGGAAGAAGAGGAGGAAGCAGAUACUGCUGCUAUAGAUGAAGAUGAUGAAGAUGAAGAAGUUUCUCCUGAGCCUAUCUCCACCUCUGAGGAUGAAGAGUCAGCCGUGUCUCCCGACUCUGACUCUGACGUUCCUGUCGAUGUUGAUGACAGCGAUGUAGAUGUAAUACUUCCUGUCGAGGAGGAUGAAAAAGAGGAUGAAGACGAGGAUGAUGAAGAAGUCGACACCAGUGAUGAUGCAAUAGCUGACACAACAGAUAUCAGUGAAUCUGCAGUUCUUUCCAGUGAGGAGGAUGAGGAUGACGAUGAAGAUGACAAAUUAGCUGAAGGAAUCGCUACAUCUGAUAGCGAUGACAUCAUCCUAGCAGACAGCGAUGAAGACCUGGAGCUGGAUCUUCCUCCUCUUCCUGCUGCUAGUGAGGAUGAGGAGGAAGAAGACUUUAAAUUCCCCGAAGAGGAAGAGGAAGAGCACCUGGAGGAGGACAUCAAAGCUGCUGAAGAUGAUGAUGAUGAUGAUGAUGAUGAUGAUGAAGUGGACCAAUCAGACGAGGACAUCUCUGUCGCCUCCUCUGAGCACUUUGCAGACGAUGAAGAUGAUGAUGAGGAUAGUGACCUCAAAGAUGAAGACCUUGACGUAGACAUCCUUUUGGACCUGGAUGAAGAUUUGGACAAACUUGAUGAUGUCACAGAAGAGGACAAAGAUGACAAUGAUGAUGAAAAGGAGGAGGAAGAGAAGGAGAAGGAGGACUUCCCUCCCUUUGAGAGCACAGACAGCGGAGUCUUAGGCGAUGAUGACCUUGAUCUUAAAACAGAUGAUGAAGAAUCGGUUGAUGAAACUAUCAGUGAUGACACUCUUGAUGAUGAUGAUGAUGAUGAUGAUGAAGAUAUUGACACCAGCUCAUUUGAGUUCACUUUUGAUCUUGAAGAUGAGAAAGAAAUCACCGAAGCAAUUGAUAUGGCUGAAAAAGAUGAAGAUGAGCUCGCUGUGAAGUCAUUAGAAGAGGAUGAAGAUGAUGAUGACGAAGAUGAGGAUAAAGAAGAUGAUGACGAAGAUGAUGAAGACCUCUUGCUAGCAGCCUCUGUUGCAGCAGCAGUGACCGUCCAGGAGGAGGCGGUAAAGACUGAGGAAGACACAGACGAGGAUGAUGAUGAUGAUGAUGACAUCACACAGGCUGCUGAUGAAGACGAGUCUGAGGAAGACAACACAGAUGCUAUUGUCAGCUCGUCUGCUGCUCCUGAGGACGAGGAUGAUGAGGGAGAGGAGCCGACAGCUGAAGUGAAGAAAACUGUCGAUGAACCCGAGGACAAAAAAGAGGAGUACGAUGAAGAUGAUAAUGAGGAGGAGAAGGCCUCUGUGGAUGUGAGCAAACCUGUGGCUGAACCAGAAGAAGAAGCAGCAAAGACUGAGCCCACAGUGUGUCCCUGCAUGCUCUUAGCAAAGACUGAAGAGCCAGCGACCGCGGCUGAGGAGAAGAAAGAGGCUCCGAGGAGAGUUUCUGCUGUCAGAAGGAGGAAAGAUCGUGAAGCUUUAAAAACAGAGCCAACAAAGAAAGCUUUACCGAGAAUUCCCGGUCUGGGGGCACAAGUCAGGAGGAUCAAGAGAAGUCCUCUUCUUCUCAGAGCCAAGAAAGCAGAAAAGGCCAAGACUGCGGCAGCAGCAGCAGCAGCUGCAGCAGCAGCAGCAGCAGCAGUAGAGACAGAGACCAAAAAAAAAGAAGAUGCCUCAGAAUCUGGACAAGAUGUUGGCCCUUGCAGACCUGCACCCGUCUACUGCCCAUCUCCUCCUGGCUGGUACGUCCAUCAUGUCGUCACAGACAACCCGUAUCCACCACCAACAAUGCAAGCUCCCUCUGCUCCCGUCCUGACUGCUCACCCUGUCCAGCCUGGAGCUCCACCUCUGCAGCCUCUUUAUCAGCCGCUGUACCCUCAGUAUCAGCCAUAUCCUUCACCAGUGAUGCAGCCUCCACCGCCGCCUCAGCAAGAGCCAGUCAAGCCAGUACCACCAGUGGAACCACUUCAGCCUGAUGCUGCAGAACCAGAAGCUCCAGCUGCUGAAGCCCCGGUCCAUGAGCCUGCUGAAGAGGAAGUAAAGGCUGCUCCUGCCAAGAGAGCUGAAAAGAAGAAAACCAAGGCUGCUGAUUCAGGAAAAGAGCCGACAGCAGCCAAGGAGAAAACAAAAAAAGAUGCUGCUGAUACAAAACAAAAGGCCAAAGCUGAAACUGCAAAGAAAGAACCAGCAGCAAAAAAAGAGAAAUCCAAAAGUGCUGCUGUGGCAAAGAAAGAGCCAGCUGCCAAAGAGAAAACUAAAACUGUUGCAGCUGCUAAGAAAGAGCCUGCAGCUCCAAAGAAGAGGAAAUCAGCCUCAGAAAAGACAGAAGCAGCAGCACCUGUCAAAAGUAAAGCCAAAGCAUCUGCAGCAAAGAAAGAUGCAGAGCCACAUCCACGGCCGAUCAGACUGAGAUCGAGACUAGAAGGUGUGAGGAGGGCGAACGCAACUGCUCAGGCGAAGGAGGAGAAACCUGAAGCAGCCAAGACAAGGACAAAAUUAUCAGCAGAGAAGAAAAGCAAAGCUGAGAAAGCUGAAAAGAAAUCAGUCAAAGAGGCUCAAGACAAAGACAAACAGCCAGCAAAAGCUAAAGAGCCCCAGACUGAAGACAACACCACAGAAAAGAAGAAACCAGGCCAGAGAUACUUCCAGUGCAUUUAUGUUCCUGGUAAAAAUGCACAGUAUCCAUUACGACCUUUCACCCCGGCCAUGUCCCCCGCCAUGAUGUCCACCCCCAUGAUGUCCCCGGCUAUCCGAGCCAUGCUGGAGCAGCAGCAGAGAGCAGCGAGGGCGGCGGGACAAUAAGAAGACUUGAACUCCUUCCACCUAAUUUCUGAAAGUACUGUAAUGAAUCCUCCAGUCCAGCAGGGGGCGACGUUUAAAUCUGUAGGAUCCUUAAACUUUGAGGAGAAACACAGACACAGAUAAGAGUGGACACAACUGUUUUGUCUUUAAUUUAUUUAUUGUAUUUUCUCUGGAUGUGGUUGAGCUCCUGGGGUUUUUGUUGAUAAAUUUCCUCUCAGCUGAAGCUUUGUAAUGUUUGCAUCAUGGUGUCGUCACCGCCACGCACUAUUAUGUUUUAGAUUUAGCGUAAAAUCACUAACAUUCAAACAAGGAAGUAAUAUGUGAGUAUUCUUUACUCAUUGUGAUGUAAAUAUUGUUUGUAAUCUAGGCUAAAGUCAACAUGUUUGCAUGCUGUUCUCAGUCAACUCCAGGUCCAAGUCCAGUUAAUUAUGAUGUUCUAGUUUAAAGAAAUGCAAUUAUGCACAGUGAAAAAAACGGUAAUUCUGAAGAAAAACCGAUAAAACGCAAAUAAAGAUGAAAACACCUGAAAACUUGAACAGCUUUUUGUAUCAUAACAUGAUAUAAUAUAAUUCAGAAGUAAAAAGAAAAACAUGAACUUGACUAAAAGGCAUUAAAAGUUUAGGACGGGAGCUGAAAACUGCUUUCAUACACUAAAAAUGUAAAGCCGUGUCUCUUAUUUGUAACCACACAUGUAAUUCUCCUUCAUCCUGUUUAACCAGAAUGAGACUGCUUGUUUUUGGCUGCUUAGCCACUGUCUGCAACAGAUUAGCAUGCUAAUGUUGGAGGGUCAAAUCCCAGGAGCUCCCACAGCUGAUCCUAACAGCCUCCCUGUCUCUGAUCAUGUGUAGAAAAUCCAUCAGACUCAUAAAUGGUGUAGAAGCAAGAAAAUUAUGGCACAUAUCCUGGUUACAUGACCGAAAAUUAGGCAGGAGUAAGAGGAAGGUGAGAUAAUACCAGCUGCUUUUGCAUAAAUAUGCCACUGGCAUGGAAUUUUUCAUUUAAGUAAAAGCUACAACAGUUUUCUUAGAGUAAAGAGCCACUCAGACAUAAUGCCAUUAUUUGAAAGUUAUCUGCACUACCUUUAUGGAUAGAUGGACCUAGCUUUAAAGGGUGAAUGUUUACAGGCUCUAUCUGCACCAAAAAUACAAACAUAAAGGCUUUCAGCUAAGGGGGUUUCACACCCCCAAGUCUUCCAAGAUUGCACAGUUUAUUUGCCCUGGUGUGGACAUAACAACUUCACCAAGACUGCUUGACGAGGUGGAUCUGGGUCUGCUUUUUUAUGGACUUCCAUGCAGUUCAUUUGUAUUUAGAAUAUGAACCCACCUUGAUCCAGCCUAGCUAUCUAAUGAUCAUUAUACUUUCUUGGAAUUAAUGAGCUACAUUAAGUUUCUUGAGCCAGCAUCUUCAACUAUAAACAUCUUUCUAUUCAUUAAUGCUGAGACUGUGUUGAAGAUCACAGGGAUGCAUGAUGGAUCUUUGGAAACAACUUUAAAGGGUGAGCAGGCCAUAGCUGAAGAGGAUUACCUCCCCUUAAGUGUACUGAGAGUCACCUUUAAGUAUUUUGGUGACUACAGCAAACCAAAAUCUGUCAUUUAAAGUCCCUGUAAAGUGACAUUUUUGUGUAAACACGCUUGAUAUAGCGGACUGACGUUGGUAGAUUUAGACCAUUAGAGAGUUUUUCACCUCUUUUGUGGCUAGGUUUAAUUUAGCUGGGUGAAUAUAGGGUCCUGUGAUGUCACAAGGGGCUAAAGGAAUGACCCCGCCCCCCUAACGUUACAACGGUAUAAAAUCACUGAGCUGUUCAUUUCACAAGAGUCUGCUGUUAGCUGAUGUCACUGCCUUCAUUGAAAGUUAACAGCUAGCUUAAUGCUGUGUUUUUGCUCAUUGUGAGGUAAAUUUGCCAAAUCUAUCAGCCACAGUGGCCUUAAAAGUAUCAUUAACAAGAGAUUUGAGCCAGAAAACAGACUCUCUCUCUCUGUUGGGGCACAGGACCAGGCAGCCAUUAUAAUGCUGGUGUGGUUGUCUAUUUUUCACUUGAACGAGGCACAGCAGGAACAAACAUCUUACCUGCUGAAAGGGUGUUGUAAUCCAGUUUUCUCUUGUCUCUUGUUGUGGAUUGUUAAAAGACGCCGACUGUGGCUUUGUCUCUCUCAAAGCAGCAACAGUUCAGUCCCUCAUGUCUGCGAUGCUAAAAUUUAGUAAAGUAGAUGACAUUAGACAUGUUCUAUUCCUGCCAAGACUGUCACAAUAAAAGACUCCAAUGCUAAUCAUCAUUGAAGACUUUUAUUUUGAACAGCAACAUCAGGAAAAGGAAUGUUUUCAGCAGGUAACAACAAAGACAUCUCAUAAACAGAAGGGAGACUUAACUUCACAUAACUCAGAAAAUAAGGGAUACCUGAAGAGUUGAAUACAGGAUUAGAAAAUGAAACCAAGACUUGUUAGCUCUAAACUGUCUGCCAGUCAUGACAUAAAUGUGACUGUUUCUCUAGUGGCUUAAAAAGAGAGUUGUACCAUAGCGACAGAGCAGACAGAUAGGUCCUCCAUUCAGGUAGUAGCGAUUCUUUCAUUCUUAGAACAGUGGUUCCAAACCUUUUUUCAGUUGAGCCCCCCCUUCACAUAUCUAGGAAGCUCCCCCAGGAAAAAAAAAGUGGCAUAUUGCUGUCAAAAAUACACAUAAAUUUGAAUUAUGUUAAUAAACAACAGGCAUUAAAAGCAACAGACUUUGGUAUGAACCAUUCAUAAGGGUUUUGUCGUGAUUUCAGGUGGUUUGAGUGAAUCUAAUUCUGACAUCCUCAGAGCAGACAGGCCAUCAUGCCCCCCUGAAAUCUCUGGCUCCCGGACCCCAGGUUGGGAACCAAGGUCUUAGGCGAUUAUAUUUCACUGCCUAAUUUUUCAUGAUUUUGAAGCUUGAUUUUGUAAACCUAGAGAAGUUUUCAUGACUGAAAUUUAGUGGUUCAUAAACGACGACCUGUCACACAGUAACCCGAAUUACAGGUUUUUUUUUUAAUCGCUUUACUGGGACUCAAAGAAAAGAAGUCCAUUCUUAAGAUAAGAUAAAGUGUCAGUGUUAAAGUGACGUGUCUAGAUCUUGAGAUCUGUUGUUUUUUUUCAUCUUUACAUGCUUAUAAGGGAAAGAUCCUGAGUUAUACUUCAAAGAAUUUCUACAAAAUGUGCUCUUUAUCCAUGUUUAUUAACAUUUUUAAAAGUAUGUGCAACUCAAGGAGUAAGCAUCAUAUACAUGACUGAUGUACAACCUAACAGGUGUUUACACUGAGCAUGCUCAGAGACAGGGAUUCUGUAAAGGACAUCUUUGACGUGACCAACAUAUGAGACACUGUGAUGUCUGCUACAGUGGAUAAAUGUCAUUUUAUUUCAUGUUCAUCAUCAGCUUCACAUGAAGCCUGAUGUUUUGUCAUAGUUCAGAUACCUCACUUGUUCACAGCUCUGGUUUUGUGCUUUACCAACGAAGCAUGACGCCACGUUGUCUCUGCAAAACCAUUGCUGAGUUUAAUCAGUAUUUACUUUUGUCUUACUAAAAGAAAAUGACGGCUGAAAGAACCAAAAGAGGGUUUUCACACCGGGCUUAAUCCUGGGAUAAGACCCACGGUUACUACAUACUUUUACUUCCUGAGAAGUUUAGAAACCAUGAGGGAGCCUGAUAAAAUGUUAUCCAUGUUUUUAAGGGUCAGUGUCCCCUUUUACUCACAUGUACUGUUGCAAUCAUUAUGUCCAAAGAAAUGCCAGCAAACUGACUUGGACUAGUUUUUAACUGUUGAAUUAUAGGAGGUUUAACAAUGCUGAAGAGCUACCAAAAUUUUAAGUAGACCUUGAAACACUGUAAGUCCUUCAAAAACCUUUGUAGAGUCAUCUAAGAGUCUUAAGGUGUGUUCAGUCUGAAACUAAAGUCAGAUUCACUUGUAAUGGGAGUGGCCUAUGGUUGUCAGAAUUUUAAAUUUUUUCAAACACCAAUAGCCAGCUGCUAUUGUGCCCUUUAAGACAUUUUUUUCCACCAUAAAUCAAAUGGCAUUGCUUUUUUUCCACAAGUUCCUCAUUUUCUUUCAAAAUAAAAGCAGGUUUUAAUCCAUACAGGUUUAAACACCUCUAGUUUGAGAGAGUGUAAAUAACAAAAUAAAUGCAUAAUUUAAAAGUUUGUUGAAAAAAUCUUUUACCUAAAUCUUUAAUCUUAACUGCAUUACUUCUGCAGAGAAAGCAACUUAACAUAAACUCUUGAGAAGUGUAAAUGCGGUCACAUUAAUUAGGGAGGAUUGGGCAUCUGUGAGUCGUUUUGUACAUGCACUCCUGCAUAGUUCUUAAAGGUCACAUACUAUGCAAUGUACACUUUUUAAGGCUUUUCUAACAGAAAUAUGUGCCCCUGGCCUGCUCACAAUCCCCCCAAGAAUCCUGCU